AUGAAUAAAUACACUUUAAGAUUUAAUAAUCCAAAUCUUGAGCAAUAGUAUUUUGCAGAUCAAUUUAAUGAACUCUUUAAGUUUUACACCUGGGCUUGCAUAUUAGGAACUAUAAGUGCCAUAUGUGUAUUUUGCAUGGAGUUUUUUCAGCCUUUUGGAUUUGGGCCAUUAAAGUACGGAUUGGGGUUGAUUCCAAUUAGCUUUUAUAUAAGCCAUAAAAUUGUAAGAAAGUACCCUGACCUAUUUAAUAUAAUUCUGGCCUUUACAAAUUUUUUGCUCGGGGUGAUGAUCUACUUUUUAUUGUUUGUAUUCGCCAAUUCUAAUGUUCUAUUUUUGGCUGGGUAAACGGUAGCUAUGGUUUAAUAUAGUUUAAUGUUAGGAUCCAACAUAAUUGCCAAAUUUGCAAUUUUAUUGCUUAAUUAAAUUGGAUUAAUGAUCAUGUGCACAUACGUUUAGGAGUUUUUUAAUUCAUUACAACUAAUGUUUAUUUUAGCUUUGUUCUUGGUUCUGAAAUCACUUUGGAUAUAAGAGAAAAUGAAACGGAUGUUUUUUCUGCUCAAAACCGAAGAUACUCAAUUACAACAAUCUCUAGAUAAUGUAUUUCAAUUCAAAAUUAUUUAAUGCUCCUUCAACGAGGAAAUAAAUGCAUUUUAGCUUUUACAUGUAAAUAAGUAGGCUACUUAAUUAAUUAAGGAUUAAGAAGAUUUUACAACAUUAAUAAGAAAUUAUAAAGUAGUCACUUUUCAACAUUCAAAUCCUCUAAAACAUGAUUCUGAAUAAACAAUUAGUGCUCUAGCUUAAUUGAAGUAAACCUUAGAAUAAGUGUUGCUUAAAACAAUCAAGGAAAACAUAAGUGAAACAUCAGCUGAGAUCUCGUCUCAAAAAUUCAAACAAAUUUACAAAGUAUCUUUGUAAAAUUGUUUAAAUAAUGGCCAUCCAAGAAUAAUCAUUUUACUUCAGGAAGAUACUCAAUGCAAAAAAAUGAUAUAACUGAAGAAGAAAAACUAUAGAUACAAAUUUUUGAAUCACCAUUUAUCUAAUUGUUUUGAUAAUUCUCGUUUGUCCUUAGGCUACUUGAAAUGCUUGUUGAAUCAGUAAUAGUUAAUAAAUAAAAAUCAAUAACUAAUUUUAAAAAGGUCUAUAUAAUUUCUAUACAAGACUAUAUUUGGAUACUAUAAUAUGAAAUUAUUUAUUGGUACUACUAAAUUUGGAGACUUGAAGGAUUUUCACUUUUCAUAACUUUUUAGUGACAUUUAAUAGAUGUGGGGCAUAUACGAUCCAAAAUAGGAGAUGGAAAUAUAUUUCAAGCAAGGUUAAACUCAAUGCUAUUCUAAUUAUGCAAUGAUUCUUCAGUUAAUUUUAAAUGUGAUUGUUAUCAACAUUAGUUAAUUAGAUUGUUAGAAAAUCUUUGUUACUGUUAUUAAAAAUUAAAUUGAAGGAGUUGAAGUGGUUUGUUGUUUGAUUACAUUUAAGACAGAAUAUAAUUAAUUCAGACAAUACUAGACAAGAGAAUAAAGAUAUUUGAAUAUAAUUUUGGAGAAGGUGAAUAAGAAAAUCUUACAGGAAAUAUGUUUAACAUAAGCAAUGUGUAUUAUAAACAAUAAAAGCGACAGGAGGAUUGAAUUUAAUGUAAUAUAAAAUCUGAACGAAUUUAAAUUGAACCUUGAACACACUGAUUAAUUAAAUACUAUUGUGAAUAUUUGA
Paramecium tetraurelia is the source of this 1704-nucleotide messenger RNA. RefSeq lists its product as uncharacterized. The record is from RefSeq and is a predicted model, not a curated record. Lineage: Eukaryota; Ciliophora; Oligohymenophorea; Peniculida; Parameciidae. The transcript is spliced from 2 exons.